Papilio polytes (common Mormon) is the source of this 1496-nucleotide messenger RNA. RefSeq names its product facilitated trehalose transporter Tret1-like. Gene Ontology annotation, cellular component: membrane. Gene Ontology annotation, biological process: transmembrane transport. The record is from RefSeq and is a predicted model, not a curated record. The transcript is spliced from 7 exons. The coding region runs from base 90 to 1457 and encodes 455 amino acids. Gene Ontology annotation, molecular function: transmembrane transporter activity. NCBI's taxonomy places the organism in Eukaryota, Metazoa, Arthropoda, Insecta, Lepidoptera, Papilionidae.
GUUUCAGUUAGGUUAGUGAUUUUUUUUAUAUAAUAUUUUUAAAAAAGAACAAAAACAUCAUCAACAUUGUGAAAGUGCCAGUGUUAAUCAUGUACAAAUCUCCUCGAUUUAGACAGUUUGUUAUAAUAGGUAUAGUGAACCUGACCAUGAUAACAACUGGGAUGAGUCUGUCAUGGUCAUCGCCAGUGCUGGUCAAACUCCGCAACGCCACGGAAACGCCUUUACGUCGACCAAUAACCGAUGAGGAGGGAUCAUGGAUAGUUUCCAUUGCAUCACUAUGCAACAUAUUCACUCUUAGUGUCCUUGGUAUGCUACAAGACUACAUCGGUAGAAAGUACUGCGUACUACUGACCUGUAUACCGAAGGUGUUAAUGAGCAUUCUUUUCAUCUUCGUGAAGGAUGUGUGGGUAUUGAUUUUGGGACGUGCUAUCAUUGGCAUUUCGGAUUACUUCUUGCUUACGAUUGUUCCAGUUUAUGCUUCGGAAAUCUCUGAUAAACACCUGCGUGGAGCUCUCUGCACAUUUCUUCAAGUAUUUUCCUCAAUCGGUUGUAUCCUGACAAUGUCGAUUGGCCCGUUUGUCUCAUAUACCACAUUUAGUAUAGUAUUUGCUGUGUUAAACCUCAUUACUAGUAUUCCGAUAUUAUUCUUGCCUGAUAGUCCAUACUUCUUGCAUUCUAAAGGAAAGACCGACGAAGCAAUUAAAAUCUUAAAAUCCAUUCAUGGUUCCGAACAAGUGGCUAAAGAAGAGAUUAUUAUGUACGCGUCUUCAAUGAAUAAUGAGAAAGUUAAUAAAAUGAAAUUAAUCAAGAAUACAAUAUUCUUAAAAUCGCUUUGUAUAUCUGUGGUGUUUGCAUUUUCUACACAACUAGUUGGAUUCACAGCGGUGUCGUUUUAUUUGCAAACGAUAUUGGAAUCUACAAAGACUAAUGUAAUGCCAGAAGUGGCAUCGGUAAUAAUGAGUUUGAUUCAACUGUUUGCAAGCUUUUGUUCGACACCAGCAACUCAUUGGUUUAAAAGAAGGCACAUAUUAAUGAUAUCUUUCUCUGGUAUUCUUAUAGGAAUGGUCGGUUUAGGUGCAUUUUUUAAAGUACGUGAGAACGGGAAUGAGAUAUCCGGUUUUAUGAAUUAUUUACCGUUGAUAUCGUUGUUUUUGGUAAUAUUUUGUUACAGCGCAGGUAUAGGAACGUUACUAUGGAUAUUAGUGGCGGAGUUGUUCGACGGUCCAGCGAGAGCACUUGGCGCUGGAAUCAGCAUAAUGUUUGCUGCUUUGGGCAUUUUCAUUAGUUCCAAAUAUCUGGUUGCGUUAACAACUGCGGUCGGCCCAGCUAUAACGUAUUGGUGUUUUGCUGUUGUUUGCGCAUUGAGUUGCUUGUUUACGUUUUACUGUAUACCAGAAACUAAAGGGAAAACGUUUAAUGAAAUACAAAUGGCUAUUGCUGGGCAAAAAGAGAAAUAAAGAGUAGUUAACUUUACUACACUUUAAGAUUAAUGUCUU